Messenger RNA from Fundulus heteroclitus (mummichog), 1353 nucleotides. RefSeq names its product zona pellucida sperm-binding protein 3. Gene Ontology annotation, cellular component: extracellular matrix. Lineage: Eukaryota; Metazoa; Chordata; Actinopteri; Cyprinodontiformes; Fundulidae. The record is from RefSeq and is a predicted model, not a curated record. Bases 72 to 1295 code for a protein of 407 amino acids. Gene Ontology annotation, molecular function: acrosin binding. The transcript has 9 exons. Gene Ontology annotation, biological process: egg coat formation; positive regulation of acrosome reaction; binding of sperm to zona pellucida.
UGCAGUAAUCAACUUGUUUCAGACACAGGAAACAGGAGGUGGAAAAAAAAAAUAAGAAAAAUUAAAAAGUGAUGAUAUUAAUUAGGAUAGCUUUUUGCCUAUUUGGUGGCACUUUAGCUGCUGCAGUUCAGAAUUUAAAUCCGCAUCUCUUUAGCCCAACUGACAGGAUGAAACAGCAGAGACCACACCAACCCAGGUUUCAACAGCCACCAGCUGUUCACCAGGUGACUCAAGAGUCCAGAGAACCUUUGGCUUGGCGGUAUCCUGAACCACCUGCAGAGGAGGAGCCUCGAUACCCUCCAAAUUUUGAGCUGAAAAUUCCAGAGCCAGUCCAGAGCGUCAGUGCCGUUUGUGGGGAGAGCUCAGUUCGAGUGGAGGCAAAGAAGGAUCUGCUGGGGAUCGGUAAACCUGUUCAGGCUGCAGAUGUGACUCUGGGAGGAUGCGCUGCUACCGGAGAAGAUGCCAAAGCUCAAAUCCUGAUCUUCGAAUCUGAACUGCAUGGCUGUGGCAGUCAGUUACUGAUGCAUGAAGACACCAUCACCUAUGUGUUCACCCUACACUACACUCCCAGCCCACUGGGAGAUAGCCCCAUUGUUCGAGGGAGAGAGGUUUCUGUGAGCAUUGAAUGCCACUACCAAAGGAAGCAUGAUGUGAGCAGUGGGCUGCUUAAGCCAACCUGGACUCCGUUUAGUGGCAGUAAAAAUUCCGAGGAAAGUCUUUACUUCUCCCUAACGCUGAUGACUGAUGACUGGAGUUUCCCUCGUCCAGUUUCCCAAUUCAUCCUGGGAGACAUGAUGAAGUUUGAAGCCUCGGUCAAACAGUUUCAUCAUAUUCCUCUUAGGGUAGUCGUGGAUGUCUGUGUGGCAACCGUGGUCCCAAAUGUUGACACUGUUCCUCGAUACACAUUCCUGGGGAACAGUGGGUGUUUGUUCGACAGUCAGCUGACCGACUCUAGUUCACGUUUCCUUCCUCGCUCCCAGGAUGACAAAGUACAGUUUGAGGUGGAGGCCUUCAGGUUUGAUCAGGAUGACAGCGGAGUGCUCUACAUAACCUGCAGUCUGAGGGCCUUGCCAGCAGCUACACCGGUCAGUGCUACAAACAAGGAUUGCUCAUUUGCUGAUGGGUGGAGGGAGUCUAGUGGCAGCCAUCACGUCUGUUCCUGCUGCGAUAGAAAUUGUGGAAAAGUGGGUGGAAUCAGUCUGACUGGAAUGGGUACACCACUGGAAGAAGAAACAACCGUGGGACCAGUCGUAGUCAAGGAGAGACCUCUGAUAAGAAAAUCUAAAUAUCAAUAAAGACAGUUCAGAUUUGAAGUUUUGGUUUUCUUUGACUGCAAUAUGUAAAAGCUAUCCA